Messenger RNA from Hippoglossus stenolepis (Pacific halibut), 1816 nucleotides. RefSeq names its product ninjurin-2. The coding region runs from base 198 to 674 and encodes 158 amino acids. Gene Ontology annotation, biological process: tissue regeneration; cell adhesion. The record is from RefSeq and is a predicted model, not a curated record. Gene Ontology annotation, cellular component: membrane. The transcript has 4 exons. NCBI's taxonomy places the organism in Eukaryota, Metazoa, Chordata, Actinopteri, Pleuronectiformes, Pleuronectidae.
CCAAGAUGGGGGGUGAAUGAGUCGUUUGUUUGUCUGUCCCGCUGUCCUCUCCGGCCUUCGCCUGGCGCUCGGUGCCUGGCAUCCAGUGUAAUUUCCUCUUCAUAACGACCACUGCCAUCCGCGCCAUUAGCAUUUUUACUGCAGCACGGGCAACACUUGGUGCGCGAGUGUGUGUGAGUGUCGCUUCGGGUCUUAUUAUGCAGGGAAUGGGGAAGACAGAGAGAGGGGAGCAGGGCCGAGACAUCGACCUGACAUCGCUGAGAUCCACCAUGCCGGCUGGCGGCCCGCUGCAGGGCGGUUCCAACCUGAACAUGAACCUGUACGCCACCAAGAAGUCGGCAGCUGAGGGCAUGUUGGACAUCGCUCUGUUCCUGGCCAACAUCACACACAUGAAGACGGUCAUCGAACAGGGAGCUGGAUACAGGUACUACGCUGCUGUUCUGACGCUCAUCUCCUUCUCCCUGGCUCUUCAGAUUGUGGCUGGAGUCCUGAUCAUCGUCAUCGCUCGUUUUGAACUGACCCUCCUCCCCUCCUGUCAGCGGUGUUUAAACUUCCUGAACAAUCUGAUCACAGGCAUCAUCUUCCUCACCCUCAUCGUCAACAUCAUUAAAUCGGCCUUCGGCACACAGCGCAGCUGGCUGCUGGGAUGGAUGUUUCAGCGUUUCUUCCUAUGAGACAUUCACACACUGUACGUUCAUAAACACACAUGAUUAAAGUUGCUCUGUGCACAAUUUAAAUCCAAUUUCAGCUCUACACAUUUAUUGAACCAAAUUAUGUUUAUUAGAGUUAGGUGAGUUACGUGACACACUCGUAAACAUACACACAAUAACAGCAACAUCCAGCCUCAGAGCAAAUUUGAAAUGAACUCACAGUAUUAACAACUAUACAUGAUACACAAGAGAAAUGACUUUCCAUCUGACUCACAAAAACAAAUAAACCAAUAUUGCAAUUUCCCAAAAAUCUAACUCCAUUAAAAUGUAUAUUGGCCUCUAGACAUCAGCUCCAUGAAAGCUCCACUUCUAUUAAAGUCUCUAGAAAAAACCUUCCACUUCUCUCCCUUUGUUUUCUGUAACAAUCACAAGGGUGUGACUUGUCCCUUGCACGGCCCAAAGCAAAUUUGCGUCUGUUGACCUCCACUGGUGUAUUUGCAUUGAACUUGUGUGUAAAAUUCACUCGACCAGAGUCUGCACAAGUUCACAGGAUCUCCUCAGAGGGGAUUAUUUACUUUAAGUACAAAUGAACCCGUCAUUUUGUCACUGGGUCAUAAGUUAUGGGGGUGAGGGUCCCUCCCAAUAAUCAAAACCGGCCUGUGCAUCACUGUCAAUAAUCAUCACACUGAAUGAGAAGAAAUGACUGUUAAGAAACGUGAUACAGUUGGUUUUUCUCGACUCAAUUCAAUUUGCAGCACGAACAAAUAAUAACUUUUUAACCCCCUAUUUUAUUUUAGCUACUUUUGCUACUAGGAAAUUGGUUUUAUCUCAAGUAUGACAUAAGAAUAGUUAUUAUUUCUAUUGAUAUAUCAAACCAUUUUUCAUUGGUAAGAAAUAAUCCAGAGUAUUUGACUGUGACAUUUGACCUCAAUCCUUUCAAUGUUCAGCCCAGACUUCAGUCCAUGAGUCAACAUGUCAGUGGACAGAGGCUGGAGGGGGAGGGACUGAUCAGUGUGUGAACGUGCUGCUUGCAUGAGAGCAUCUCUGUGUUUGUGUUGGAAUGGGCUAUGUGUUUGUCUGUGUGCAUGUUUCAACUGUAUGUAUGUGUGUGGGUGCGUUUAAAACGUUUGAAAUACGUUUGUGUGUGUGUGUGUGUGUGUGUGUGU